Molecule: messenger RNA, 1509 nt
Organism: Porites lobata
Lineage: Eukaryota; Metazoa; Cnidaria; Anthozoa; Scleractinia; Poritidae
Source: the annotation of a GenBank genome assembly
AUGGAUGUGGGACCGUUAACGCGAAACUACCCGAAUGUAUUCGAAUGCCUGACAAGCCACAGUCCAUCGAUUCCUGCCUUUGGCCUUCAGAGAGCUGUCUUGCCCGAUAACACUGAUGUGACUCAAGAUCCAAGCCAUGGAUAUAUUUACGCGGACUCUCCGAUUCAUAUGCCCGGUUUAAGGAACAGCGCGCACGAUUAUCUCCAUUCUCUCUCAGGAGGAAGCGCUCAAGGUGCGUUUAACCUGCCGGCCAAUUAUCCUGUGCCAGCUGCGUAUUCGACGCUGGCUGCCCGCGGAAGAGAUUUCCUGCUACGCCGUGAACACACAGUAACGCUUCCCUCAGUUUCGUUACCAGCGACUCACACUAUCUCCGUGGACGUGACAGCUUCUUCGACGAAUCUCGUUGUCCCACCACCACCGCCCCCUUCUGCGUUCCAACAAACGGCGAUCUUUACAUCAAGCAACGUGGCUCUACAUGCCAUUAACUUGCCUAGUUUCUCGGCCAGCGCUGGUGCUCCGUUAGGACCGCCUCAAACGCUGGUCCAGCAAGAUGCACAGCAUGGAACGACGUUUUCUAAUUUGGGUCUCCCUGCUGUUCAGGAGUCACUGCCCGUGUCUGAAUCCAGCAAUAGCAAUAGUGAUUCUCACACAGAAACCUCGCGUGCGUCUGUGAGCAUUGGUGAUUCCCAAGGAAGCAAUGAUCUUCCUCGGCCAAGUCCGCUUAAUGCUGUCAAAUCUGGCUUCGUACCUUCGCCCUCUAGCGUUGUUCCGCCGAUGGAGUUGUCGGCUAACGGCGCCUUUCUUCGUUAUAUCAGGCCACAGAACAAGCAAGAGUUUGUUUGCCGAUGGUCCCUCUUGCGAAGCAAAGUAUCGAUUCCCUGUGAUAAAAGCUACUCGACGAUGCAGGAUUUAGUGAAGCAUAUUUCAUUAGAGCACGUGGGAGGAACAGAGGUUAGUGCAGCUCACGUUUGCCUGUGGCACGAGUGUCAUAGAGGAGGAAAGCCGUUCAAAGCGAAGUAUAAGCUUAUCAACCACAUACGAGUUCAUACUGGAGAGAAGCCGUUCCCUUGCCCGUUCGCAAACUGCGGCAAAACGUUUGCACGUUCGGAGAAUCUGAAAAUUCAUAAGCGCACCCACACAGGCGAAAAACCGUUCGUGUGCGAAUUUCCUGGGUGCAAUCGCCGUUUUGCCAAUUCCAGUGAUCGCAAGAAGCAUUCUCACGUUCAUACCGCAGACAAACCGUAUCUUUGCAGAACCCAAGGCUGUGGAAAAAGCUAUACACACCCAAGUUCUCUCCGGAAGCAUUUAAAGAUGCACAUGAAGGCCGCAAAUUUGGACAAUCAUGAUAGUAUGGCGUUAAUAUCUGCGCAAGCUGAACUUCAGCUAAACAGUUCAAGCACAGCAUCGAGAGGUGUACAGCCUUGGUUUGGCCUGGCUCAACAAUCACCAAAACUCAGCCUUCAGCAGUCACCCACAACACUCUCAAUGAAAGAAGAACCGUCUCGUUAA